Clonostachys rhizophaga is the source of this 1491-nucleotide messenger RNA. Lineage: Eukaryota; Fungi; Ascomycota; Sordariomycetes; Hypocreales; Bionectriaceae. The record is from the annotation of a GenBank genome assembly.
AUGAGGGAAUUCUGGAAGCUGGUCUCGAGAAAUCCUAAUAUGGUGCUCAUUCCACAUCUACUUUCACCCAUCUUCACUUCUGCUUCUUUGCUCUUUGCUCCCUCGUCUCUUGCUACUCUUACUACUCUUGCUACUCUUACUACUCUUACUGCUCUUGCUGCUCUUGCUGCUCUUACUGCUCUUGCUGCUCUUACUGCUCUUGCUGCUCUUACUGCUCUUGCUGCUCUUACUGCUCUUGCUGCUCUUGUUGAUCUUGUUGAUCUUGUUGAUCUUGCUUCCUUGACUCUCCGUUUCUGGUCCCGCGCCUCUCUCUGGUCUCGCCUGCCUCAUCUGUUCGAUCUAUCCCCCUCGAAGUCUUUUUUCCUGGAAUUAAGCAUCAUGGGACCUGUGAUCCCUCCGUCAAUCUAUCCGACGCACUUUCCGCUCCCACCUCCUCCCGAUCUUGAGUGUCCCGCGAACUUGGACAGAAACAACUUCAAAAGGGCGAACAACAUCGUGACCAGUAACCUUGAAGAUUUAGAAACACAAGACGCUCUACCCUACGGACCAGUCCAAUUCUGGACGCUUUUGUACCGAUAUUAUACCAUCGCUAACUCUCGCUUCGAGUCACUAUCCGAAAUUCUCCAAAGACGCAACUACAAGCCAUUCCGCCUCAUCAAUCUAGAUAGAAGCAGCGACAGAGUGCAGAUUGCGGACUUGCUGCACGGGAUUACCCAGCACUUGAGCUCAGUAUCACGGUUGAUUGAGAAAAUCCAAAAUGAAGUACAGCCUAUUGUUGGAGCUCAAGCCCCCGGCACUUACGACCUAUCAUCAUCAGUACCAAACGUAUCUCUCCGAGAGUGCCGCCUCUGGUGCAUGCUAAAUACGAAGGCGUUCCACCAGAAGCUCCAGGAGGCAAAAGGCGACAAGGCGAAACUUGCUCCUAUCAUGGAGGAUGUGGCCGCUAUAAUCUGUGCCCGCGGCGUCAUCAAAGACCACAUACCGGUUGUUAAGCUUAGGAAUUCCGCUAAUAUUGUUACGCCGUACAUGAUUUUCAUAUGUCUCGGGCAGACGGAAAACGGGGACAGAGUGCACGACCUGGUGCACGUUGGCUGCACCAGAGAAUGGAUGACGCAAUGGGAGGACCUUUUUCAACUGCGAGAUCAUGCCCGGAAUAGUCGUCUGGGAGAAGCCACCAUUAAGGCUUGGAGAGACUGGUAUCACCGCCUUGUUGCGCUUGACACCGAGGCUAGCGCCGCUGGAAAGAAUGAUGGUGAACGCCGAACGGCCAUCUCGAAUGUUAGGACAGCUCUCCUAAAGGGAGAUGAGAAUGCACUCCCAGAGUCGGGAAAGAGGCUAUUGGCAGAGCAGCUACGUGCCUGCAAUACGCACCAGGGCCAGGCGUUCAGGCAACUCGAAUGGUUCCAGGUCAAACCUACCCCUUGUUGCUACAUAUGUAAGACUUCGAUGGAUUGGAAGGAGGUUAGCAACCCGACGUUGCUCGUUCAGUGA